Messenger RNA from Entrophospora sp. SA101, 1576 nucleotides. NCBI's taxonomy places the organism in Eukaryota, Fungi, Glomeromycota, Glomeromycetes, Entrophosporales, Entrophosporaceae. The record is from the annotation of a GenBank genome assembly.
AGUUUUGACAGAGUUUCAACAGUCAUUAAGAGAACAAAUGGAACCAACAACAGUUGACGACAAAAGUGUAACGGACAAUACUGUUGUCGGUGAUGAAGGUUCGAGUCCUGAAAAUGAAGAACAAGGAUUUGCUGUUAAUGAAGAAUUCAAUGGUGGACAAGACUCAAACAAAGAACAAAAAGAAGAUCAUGUAAAGACAUUUUUAAAACAAUGGCAUGUCGAGGCUCCGGAUCUGUGUUGUGUGUGUCUAGAGAGUGCAACUGAUGUGAAAAAUAAAUUAGUGUAUUGUUAUGGAUGGAAAUGUGAGUUACCUGCUGAAGGUCAUUGGUAUUGUGACAAAUGUCUUGCAAAACCAGCUGAAGUGGUGGAAGAGAAUGGGCUCAAAACAAAUCCAUGGGUUCACUUAGUUUGUGCUUUAUGGACACCGGGAAUGUCAAUAGCCAAUCCACAAGGAUUGGAUGAAUGUUCAAUCAGCAAUACUGAAAAAAUAAAUUGGAAAAAAGAAUGCUGUAUAUGUCCUAAAAAACUUGCCAGUCAAGGCGCGCCUCUUCAUUGUGAUGCAUAUCAGUGUAGAAAUUGGAUUCAUGUAACAUGUGCUCAAGCAUAUAAUCUUUUGAAAUAUGUAAAAGAUUCUGAAAUUGAUGAUCCUUUUUUUGUUCUUUGUAAUGAUCAUAGUUUACAACCUGAGUCACUUUGUUUGAAUGAAUGGGAAAGAUGGAUUUUGAAACGUGAUGAAUUUUUAGAUAGAGUUAGGUCCAGGGAACUACAAAAAGAAACUUGUCAACUUGCAGGUAGAAAUGAUGGUUGGUUAAUUGAUUAUGGGAAAAUACUACAAGAAAUGUUUGAAGAUGUUUAUGUUGAGCAUCAAAAAUAUAGAGAGAAACAAAUCAUUCAACUUAGAAUGUCUAUUGCACAGCUUAAUUCAAGCUAUAAACAAAAUAAGGACAAUAUGGAUAAGGCAAAAGAAGAAAUUGAAUUACUGUAUCAAAACAUAUUAAUUGCAAAAACAGAAACUGUGGAAAUAGUAAGAUAUUUAAAAUUGUUAAAAUUUAGAGUAAAAACAUUUGUUGAAAAGAUGAUCAAAAAAGACAUUGAAAGCAUUAAUAUCAUUGGUGAUAAUUCUCAUAAGAAUAAUAGCAGAACCAAUACCAUUCAUGAUAAUAUUUUUGAAAUGAACCAAUAUGCUUUCAUUGAAUAUCCAACUUACAAAGUAGCAGAACAUAAAAUAAGCAAUGGACUAUUGAUAAAGACAAUAACUAAGAUUCAAAAAUUAUUAGUUAAAUUACCAAAAUCUAUAUCAGAUUGGAAUAAUAAUGGUGUGAAAAAAGCAAAAUCAAUUAAUGUUAAAGGGUUACAUAAUUUUGAAGAAAUUAUAUUGUUACAACUAAAUAAAGCACAAAUAAUUUUUGAUCAAAGACAAAAAGAAGCUCAAUCAUCAUCUUCUACUGUAACAAAUUCAAACACAUUACAAUUAAUAGACAAUCUUACUAAUCAAUUAAAAAAAGAAUAUUAUACUGGUCCUGCAGCUAGAAUGGGUUUAAUUGAUUUGGAAAAACAUUGUUAUCAUCCACUUUAA